ACUUACUUCAGUACGUGUUAUAUUAAGGUAUUAUUACACGUGUACUCGCAAAUUAUUUCACGUGUCUAUGUUUACGUACACGUGUAUUUCACGCGUAUUUAUUAAUUUAUUAUGCAUUCAAAUCGCACGCGAAAUCAACGCGUGCGCAGAUCGCGAUUUUUGAUAACUGCGCAGUACCACUGGCGCCAUAAAUUUGCGAAGCGCCCGCAUGCAGCAAUUAAUUCGCUCUCAGUUAAGCGAACGAACGCCAAGGGACACGAUGCUGAUGAAUAACGUGUAGUUAAACAGUAAUUGUGCGUGUAUUCCUUUGAAAAUAAGUUCCCAUAUUGUUAAAAAAAACGGUUAAAUUGGUAUCGAUCCCGUUUGACUUUUAAUUUGGCCCGACGUCAUCGAAUCUGUAUGUUGCGGGUACCCGCAUAACCUCAAACCACACUGAUCUGAUCCGCAACAAAGAGAAAUGAUAAGAUAAAAUUGAGGGUACUCAAUAUACACGAUGUCACGCACAUUUCUGCUAGAAUCUUAUCGUAUAUUAAAUUUGAUACAUUGGAAGAAAUAGAAUUGUCUAAUGUAGAUUACAUGGAAAUUACCAUGAAAAUCCAAGAGUUCUAUUCGUCCGUUGAAAACAGGAGAAGAUGCGAGACGAUAAAUGUCGGAGGUGUAUAUGGUUUGGAAGAACCAAUAGAUAGUUUUAAGAGGGUAGAAAUUCUGAACGUUGAAACAGACGAUAAAACAGAUACGCCAAAGUUCGUGGAUGUAAGAUGCAUAGACAAUGGAGUAAUUUUGACGAAGCUGAAUGCAUAUAGAUUGUUGCACAUGCCGGAAGAAUUUAUGAAAUAUCCGGCGCAAACAGUAGAAGUAUUUCUAGCUGGUGUAGUUCCACAUGACGAUGAAUAUCUUUGGAAUCGUUAUGCAUUUGAGGCUGUCUAUCAGUGGUUCAAAAGAAACGUAGAUGAACGAUCCUAUGUCAUUGCAACGGUGAGCCUUCAUCUGAAAAACAUAUUAUGGGUGAACACGUUGGAAGUUGGAACAAAAUUGAUCGGAUAUAAAGAUAUCGUUGGUUCCUCUUUAAAAACAGACUUGUUGGAAAAGGAUCAUGCUAUCGAAAAUGACAAACAUUUAAAACAGUUGUAUCAACUUUGCAAAGAGGAUGGUUUUUUGAAAAUUAAUGGGUGCGAUUUAAAUGUUUUACUGGACGAAGUCGAGUAAAAGACCAGAGGAUCAGAAACGA
Molecule: messenger RNA, 1228 nt
Organism: Colletes gigas
Lineage: Eukaryota; Metazoa; Arthropoda; Insecta; Hymenoptera; Colletidae
Exons: 6
Coding region: 577-1206 (209 amino acids)
Biological process (GO): germ-line stem cell division; transposable element silencing
Source: RefSeq, a predicted model, not a curated record